This is a messenger RNA of Sorex araneus (European shrew), 5138 nucleotides long. It is a transcript of the gene CD47, whose product is annotated as CD47 molecule. The transcript has 11 exons. Gene Ontology annotation, biological process: positive regulation of phagocytosis; positive regulation of cell-cell adhesion; positive regulation of inflammatory response. Gene Ontology annotation, molecular function: thrombospondin receptor activity. Lineage: Eukaryota; Metazoa; Chordata; Mammalia; Eulipotyphla; Soricidae. Bases 147 to 1112 code for a protein of 321 amino acids. Gene Ontology annotation, cellular component: extracellular exosome; plasma membrane. The record is from RefSeq and is a predicted model, not a curated record.
CGCGCGUGCGCGCCGCCGGCCAGCCGGGGCGUCUGGUGCUGCUUGUGACGGGCGGCGGCGGCGGCGGCGUUCGGGGCUGCUGGCUGCCGAAGGCUGCUCCAGACACCUGCGGCGGCGGCGGUGGCGACCCCGCGGCGGGCGCAGAGAUGUGGCCCCUGCUGGCGGCGCUGUUGUUGGGUUCGGCGUGCUGCGGUUCAGGUCAGCUGAUAUUUAAUACAACAAAAUCAAUAGAGUAUACCAUUUGUAAUGAAACUGUUGUCAUCCCUUGCAUUGUUACUAAUCUGGAGCCAAAGGACAUUGUUGAGAUAUAUGUAAAAUGGAAAUAUAAAGGAAAACACGUUUUGAGUUUUGAUGGAUCUAACCAGAAGACUGAUACCUACACUGGAUUUCAGAGUGCAAAAAUCUCACAACCAGAUCUGCUGAAUGGGAUUGCCUCUUUGACGUUGGAUAGGAAAGAGGCCGUUGUGGGAAACUACACUUGUGAAGUAACAGAAUUAGCCAGAGAAGGUGAAACAACCAUAGAACUAAAGUAUCGUGUUGUGUCUUGGUUUUCUCCAAAUGAAAAUAUUGUAAUUGUGAUUUUCCCAAUUUUGGCCAUACUUCUAUCCUGGGGACAAUUUGGUAUUGUGACACUUAAGUAUAAAUCCAGUCAUCCAAGGGAGAAAACCAUUCUUUUAUUUGUUGCUGGACUACUUCUUACUAUAAUUGUCGUCGUUGGAGCCAUCCUUUUCGUCCCAGGUGAAUAUUCAACGAAAAAUGCUUCUGGACUUGGUUUAAUUGUAAUUCCCGCAGCGAUACUAAUACUACUUCAGUACUGUGUUUUAAUGUUAGCUAUUGGAAUAACCUCCUUUACCAUUGCCAUAUUGAUCCUUCAGAUGCUGGGCUAUGUGCUCGCUUUGGUUGGACUAAGCCUCUGCGUCUCAGAGUGCACCCCAGUGCAUGGCCCACUUCUGAUUACAGGUUUGGGUAUUAUAGCUCUAGCAGAAUUACUUGGAUUAGUAUAUAUGAAAUUUGUUGCUUCCAAUCAGAAAACUAUACAACCUCCUAGGAAAGCUGUAGAGGAACCCCUUAAUGCAUUUAAAGAACCAAAAGGAAUGAUGAAUGAAGAGUAACUGAAGUGAUGGACUCUUUUCGGAGAUCAGAGAGAUGUGAAAGCACUCGUUGUAUUUAAGCACCAUGGCCUUGAUUCACUGUUCGAGAGAAGACAAGAAAAAUAAUUGGUUUUCAUUUGUGUGAGAGAAAUAAAUCAGUGACCCUUAAAUGAUUGUUACAGUUAAGUUUUUUUAUUCAAAGUAUCUGUGAUUUAGUUAAUAAAAGAACUAUGAUCUGUAGUGUGUACCCAAUUGAGAUUCACUUUUUUGUUGUUAAUUUUCACUAAAUUAGGGUCAAAAGUGGAGUAGGCAACUUCCAAGAAUGAUGCCUUUUGCAUCCAAGGUCCUCUUGACUCUUGUGUUCACCAAUUUAAACUGGUUCAAGGGGAAAAUGACCUGGCACUAACCUGGUGUUACCCAGAGCUAUCUAUGAAAAUAGUGGCUUUCCACUGAACAUUAGCAAACUUGGGUUUGCAGCAGCUCCAGUUGUCUUCGUUGAAUAAGGUAUCUGCCACCACUGGGUUGAGGACUCAGCGAAUAAGCAGGGACGGGUAUCUAGUUGGAAACAUGUUGUCCUUCAUGCAGUGUGGUACUGGUGGAGGCCAUGGUCUUCAUUCUUGGGGGUUGCUCUUUACCCAUUCUUCCUUCAGCUUACGAUGUAAGAAGAGAUCCUUUUCUGAUUUAGGGUAAUUUUAUUGAUUGAUGUGUUUUUCUUUUUUUCACACAACUUUAAGCCCUGUCUUGUCCUCCUGUUUUUUUUUUGCUUCUGCUGUACAAGAUGUAGCACCUUUUCUCCUCUUUGAACACGGUCCAGUGACACGGUAGCAUCGUUGCAGAAAGGAGCCAGAGAACUAUGUUCACACUUUUCAGUAAAAUAAUGAUGGUUGUAACAUACGUAACUCCCUUCCUCUGAUUUGAAGGCACAAUCUACAGUGUUUCUUCACUUCUUUUCUGAUUCGGGGCAUGAAAAAACAAGAUUGAGAAUUGAACUAUCAGUCUCCUGCAUGGCAACAUAAUGUGUGUCACCGUCAGGCCAACAGGCCAGCCCUUGAAAGGGUGGUUUUAUUACUGUUGUAUCUAUGUUGCAUGAUAAACACUCAUCACCUUCCUCCUGUAGUCCUGCCUCGUACUUCCCUUAUUCUAAGAUGGAAAAGUUUAACAAACCCACACGUUUCCUUCCCCAUUAGAAGAAAAAUAACAUCCUGACAGUUGUGAUCGCCUGGAGUACUUUUAGAUUUUUAGCACUCGUUUUCCUCCUUUGUGGGUGUGUGUUUGUAUGUGCACAUGUAUAAGAUAGGCACAUGCAUCUUCUGUAUGGACAAAAGCGGGGUACCUACAGGAGAGCAAAUGUUAAUUUCAUGCUUUUAGUGAAAACAUUUAAAGACAAAGAUCUUUAUUGGGUGGAAUUAUAUUUGAUGCAAAUAUUUGGUCACUUAAAACUUUUAGGUAAUUUGCCAAGCUUUUUGAUUGCUCACUUAUACCCUCUAAAAAUACUAAUUAUUCUUCCUGUUGUGUAAUAAGACAUUCAUAUUUGUAGUUGCAUUACUGAUAGUUAUUUCGUAGUCCACUGGAUGUUCUCAUGUGCCUCUUUUAUGCCAAAUUAACUGUCACAUUUCAUGUUGUGGGACCAAGAGGUUUGCCUGGGCAAACCACAAUUUAUGAUCUGCUGAUGCCUCUCAGAAAACUGAACACAUUAUGAAGACAGCUCUUUAAAAAAAAAAAUAGGAAAACUUUUUUUCUUCCCUAAAGGUGUUGCUGUCCAAAAAUAUUAAUAGGUGUAGAGGGAGCUGUGUUUCUUUAUACAAAUGUGAUGGUUUCUGUUGCUCUUUUUCUUCGGAAGGUAUUUCUAUUUUACUAAUAUAAUUUGUUAUUUUAGAAACCAAUUUUAAUGAAAGGAGGAAAAAGCAGAUGCACUUGAAAAAUUCCAAAUUUUUAUUCUCUAUUAGGAAAAAGUCAGGUCUGAAAGUCUUUAUAGUACAAACUUUUUAAUGAACUGAAAAAUUAUACCUUUUAAUAUGUAGUAAAUUCAUUUAUUUAAAGUUCAGUCUUGGAACUGCUCCAUCCCUUAUAUUCUCUUAAUGCUGCCUCUCUUUAGAGGCAUUCACUGCCCCAGAUGACACUUUGAGGUAGCAGGAGAAAUGCCAAAUUAAAUCAACUCUUGCUCUUACAAGUUGUCAGCUUCUCUGAAAAAGGGACCACAGCAAUAGGAGCUCUCUUGCUUGAGCCUCCUUGGGGCCAGUCCAUUCUUUUGAAAUCAAAUUUGUUAUGGCUCCCAAUUUUCUGUUACACCAAAUUAAGACUGCUAAGAAUUUUUUGAGCAUCAUAUACAUAAUUUCCCAAUCUACUUUUCUUCUCACUAAUUCCUUUUUUUCCCAUGACUGUUCCAUUUUGUAAGUUGUUACAGUUUCAGAGUGAUGCCAUUGCUAAUUUUUACAGCAAACUUUAAUUCUUUCUUGGUCAGAUCAAAAUAUUCCACUCAUUUAAAACAUCUUCUAGCCCUUUCUCCUUCACUGGCUCUCCUUUGUAACUUGAUACCAUCUGCUAGGUCCUUCUUUCAUCUUUUACCUUGCUUAGAAUUUAUUGUGUCUCUCCUUAGAAAUUUUGUCGGUCUUGCUUCUCCCUCUUGCUUUUAAAACUCCACCUUUGCAAGAGCUUUCUCUUAACUGCAGUAUUUUGCAUACAUUAGCCAUUCAGUACAGAAGUUUGAAGAUUGAGAGCUGUAUGUAAAUUUCCCACUAUUUUUAAUAAGGUGAGCUAGAAUUAAUUCCUUCCUUCCUCCUCCCCCUUCCUCCCUCCCUCCUUCUCUCCCUCCCUCCCUCCCUCCUUCCUUCCUCCUUCCUUCCUUCCUUCCUUCCUUCCUUCCUUCCUUCCUUCCUUCCUUCCUUCCUUCCUUCCUUCCUUCCCUCUUUCCCUCCCCCUCCCUUCUUCCCUCCCUCCCCACCUCUUUCCUUUCCUCUUUCCUUCCUUCCCCCAAAAAUCUUAAUGGGUGGUUAUAAUUUUCACCUGAAAAUUUCAGAUUCAUUCUGCUUCAACUUCUUGAGAAUGUCAGAAAUAAAAUGGGACUAUCCCAUUGUGUUCUUCUCAGAAUUCUGUAGUAAAUUUAGUUAAAUGACCCAUCAAAUUAAAUUUAAGUUAAUAAAGUUCAAAAAGGGAUGUUUAUACCAUUCAUCUCAUUAAUAAUAAUUUGAGUCUGCAUCACCUUCUAGAUUUCUCUUGUCCUGAAUUGGGUAUUCACAAGUGGAGAUACUGUAGUGUAUAUACAGAAAUGCUGUUUAUUUGCCGUCCUUAGAAACUGAAGAAAUGAUUGUUAGGCAUCCUUUUUCUUUUUUAUUGUGUUUUAUUUGCAAAUUUGUUUAGAAUAGUUGAUUUUACAUGUGUCAUAUUUUGAAAAUCACUAACUGUCAUCACCCACUGCGGGUCCUUUGUUAUGUCAUUUAAAAUGGCUAAUAGGAAUAAUCCAGGUAACUUUAAAAAGGCAGUAAACUGGAAGUUGUCCUGCCUUUGGCCUUUGACAGCUCUUAACAUUUUAAGAUCAACUUUCCCCAUUAAAUUUAGCCUUUUGAAAAAAAGAGAGCAUUUAUAAUAAGAUUCUCCAUAAGGCAACAUCCGUGGAAUCUUAACAAUGUUGUUAUCAUGGUUGGAGAGAGAGGUGAAACUUUUUUUUUUAUUAGAUGGAGCAUUAUUUACAGAAAGCCAUUGUUGAGUAUUAGAUAUCAUGUCAUAUAAAUAUCCAUUAACCAUUCUAAAUAAAGAAAACUCCAGUGUUGCUAUGUGCAAGAUCCUCUCUUGGGGGCUUUUUUUCCAUAGCAAUUAAAGGUGUGCUAUUUGUCAGUAGCCAUUUUUUGCAGUGAUUUAAAGACCAAAGUUGUUUUACAGCUGUGUUACCGUUAAAGGUUUAUUUUAUAUGUAUUAAAUCAAUUUAUCACUGUUUGAAGCUUUGAAUAUCUGCAAUCUUUGCCAAGGUACUUUUUUAUUUAAAAAAAACAACAUAACUUUGUAAAUAUUACCCUGUAAUAUUAUAUAUACUUAAUAAAACAUUUUAAGCUA